This is a messenger RNA of Cladocopium goreaui, 1590 nucleotides long. Lineage: Eukaryota; Dinophyceae; Suessiales; Symbiodiniaceae. The record is from the annotation of a GenBank genome assembly.
CCAGCUUUGGCGCAUCAGGGCUGCUAGACCUGAUUUUGGUGGCACACCAUGGGAGACGUGAGAUGCUGUCGCUUUCCUUCUUGGCGGUCGUGUACGGCACACAGGGCUUGGACUGUUCAGAAGAUCAAGGAACCUGGGACUACGUGAAAUAUUUGGAUGAGGUUUCAGCGGUGAAUCCUUUGCCCCGCGAGGGGCGGGAAAUGCUGUACAAUCUCUACAAGUCUUGGGGAUCUCCGAGAUCUCCUCGCCAGCUCCAGCCACAAAACCUGGCGAAAUGUGCCUCAGGCGUGGCCUCGGUGCUGCUGCACGUCUUGCCCUACGUGGACCGCGACGAUGGCGAGGCGGCCGCGCUGGAGCUGUGGCACAGCGCCAAGGACGUGGCGCGGCACGCGGACGGCUCCGAAGGUUGGUCGGUGAAUUUCACCCUGCACAACGCUGCUCCCAAGCUGCUGGGUUUGGAUCCAUCUGUGGACGCAGAGAUUUGCACUCAGCCAGGCCAUCCUUGGUUCUUUGUUUAUACGACGAAGCCGGAGUAUGCCAGUCCUCUGCUGACCUGCGCCGCGGGCAUGGAGGGCUCCGAGACGUUGCUCCAUCGCUGGUUGCUGCGGAGUCGCUGUCGCACCGAGUCGCCGGACGACGCCGACUUUUUCUACGUGCCCUUCUACUCCUUCUGCUUCCAGAAUCUUCACAUGAAGGCUGGCAGCGAGGCGGAGGAGUUGGACAAGCACAACAUCGAACUGGUGAAGUCCCUGGAGCAUUUCGACGUCUAUCGGAGGAGGCAGCACAUCUUCCACUUUGCCCACGAGUUCUGGGACUUCCCAUCCUGGGAAGCACAUGUUGGAAGGUCCAAGAUCUUUGCAAUCGAAGCCAAUCCCUUGGUUGAUGCGCGUCGAUACAGACCAUAUAGACAUUGUACUACUUGCUUCGAUAGCUGGAAGGACGCUGUGGUGCCUGGCCACACGGAUCUUUGGGCCAUGCAGCGCUUACGGGAGCAGAGCCGUCCAAUCGAAGAGCGGCGCUACCGUUUUUGCUUCCAUGGUGCCUUGCGCCACGAACUGUACGAAAAGACCCAUGCAGGAGGUCCUUUCAAUGUCAGUGCAGCAGAAACUCGGCGUCAGAUCCGAGCCAUGGCUGGAGAGCCUGACGCAAGUAUUGGUCCGCACAUCACGCCUGUGCUGGACUACUACAAGCGCGUGGGAGAUUGUCAGUUUUGCCUUGUGCCAAAAGGCGUGGGCUUCACCAACGGUCGCCUUUUCGAAGCUUUCUUUUCAGGGUGCAUUCCGGUCAUCCUCUCUGAUGCUAUGAUUGUCCCAUUCUUUUCGUUCGUUCCAUGGCCAGAAUUCAGCUUGAAAGUUCCGAUGGGCGACGUGGCUGGCGCUGUGUCACGCUUGCGAUCUAUGCCUUCUGCCACGCUGAAGCGAAUGCAGGAAAGCUUGCAUGCGAAUGCUUGCUGGUUUGACUAUUACUCCAACGAUCCGACUUGCUCUCCAUAUCAGGGCCUCCUGCGAGUCCUGCAAAUGCAGAGGUCAACGCCAUGGGAGAUCCGUCCAGCUCCACUCCACUGGGCAUGAGCCGAGCCGACCCGAAAAA